AUGCCGCUCCGCGUUGUUUGCAGUCAGGUGCAGAUUCCCGCUGUGCUUGCAGACCAAGCCAAGGACAUUCUCCAACGGUUUGCUCCAGUGUUCCAAGACGGUCUGGGUCGUUGCACAUACACUCAAGCUGUGCUACAUCUGUCUCCUGGAAGUCAACCAGUCUUCAGUCCAAAGCGACCAGUCCCAUAUGCAGCUCUACCACUUGCCGAGGCUGAACUGAAGCGUCUAGAGGAAUUGGGAGUUCUGGUUCCUGUAUCCUACUCCGCCUGGGCCGCUCCAAUCGUUGUGGUUAAGAAGCCCAAUGGCUCGAUUCGCAUUUGUGCUGACUUCUCCACCGGUCUCAAUGCCGCACUGACGCCGAACUGCUAUCCAUUACCGGUUCUGACUGAUCUUUUCACCCUGCUGAAUGGUAGCACUUGCUUUGCCAAGUUGGAUCUCGCUGACGCGUAUCUGCAGAACGAGGUCGCCCCAGAGUCGCGCGAAUUGUUGACCAUCACUACCCACCGCGGUCUGUUCCAAUACACCAGGCUGCCGUUUAGUGUCAAGACCGCCCCGGCCCUAUUCCAACAAACGAUGAACGCAAUGCUCUCCGGCAUCCCUGGCACAGCUGGGUACCUGGACGACAUCAUCAUCGUGGGUCGCUCCCCUGCCGAGCUGCAAGACCGAGUGUGCGCAGUACUCGAACGCGUGCAGGAAUAUGGCUUUCGCCUACGAGCCGACAAGUGCCAAUUCUUCCUUGACUCCAUCAAGUACCUUGGAUUCGUUUUUGACGUCACUGGUCGCCAUCCAGAUCCUAAAAACAUUCGGGCCAUCCAACGGAUGCCUGCACCCAAGAAUGUAUCGCAACUUCGUUCGUUCCUUGGCCUGAUCAGUUACUAUAGCGCCUUCCUACCAUCGCUGCAUGACGUACGGGCCCCGCUCAACCGUCUGUUGCAGAAGGAUGCUCCUUGGUGCUGGUCCCCCGACUGUGAAAAGGCCUUCGCCCAGCUAAAGUCGAUGCUGAGUUCAGAUCUGCUGCUCACGCACUACGACCCGACGCUGCCGAUCGUUGUUGCUGCAGAUGUUUCCAACCACGGAGUUGGUGCCGUCAUCUCACAUACUUUUCCUGAUGGGCCUGAAAAGGCGAUCAUGCAUGCAUCUCGCACUCUAACCCCUGCGGAGAAGAACUAUGGGCAAAUAAAGAAAGAAGCUCUAGCCCUCGUGUUUGCCGUCAAGAAAUUUCACAAACUGUUGUACGGUCGCCACUUCACGUUGUUGACGGAUCACAAACCAUUGCUGUCAAUCUUCGGUUCGAAGAAGGGCAUUCCCGUCUACUCAGCCAGCCGACUUCAGCGAUGGGCAACCAUCCUUCUUGGCUACGAUUUCGAAAUUCGCUACUGUCGUACUACAGACUUUGGUCAGGCUGACGCCCUUUCUCGCCUCAUCAGCAAUCAGCAGGAACCAGAGGAAGAUACCGUGAUUGCCGCUAUUUCGAUUGAGGACGAUGUGCGCCGUCAGUUAUCAGACGCCAUACGAGGUAUCCCUGUCACUGCCGCGGACAUCCGCAUGCUACUGAACUGGAUCCUGUCCUCCGUCAGGCCAUCUCCUACGUGCAGACCUGCUGGCCAACCACUGCUCUCGCUGGUAAUCUUCGUCAGCUCUUCCUCUGACGAGCAUCGUUAUCUGUGGUUGACUCCUGCCUCCUGUUUGCGGACCGUGUGGUGA
Spirometra erinaceieuropaei is the source of this 1704-nucleotide messenger RNA. The record is from the annotation of a GenBank genome assembly. NCBI's taxonomy places the organism in Eukaryota, Metazoa, Platyhelminthes, Cestoda, Diphyllobothriidea, Diphyllobothriidae.